Struthio camelus australis is the source of this 2910-nucleotide messenger RNA. Lineage: Eukaryota; Metazoa; Chordata; Aves; Struthioniformes; Struthionidae. The record is from RefSeq and is a predicted model, not a curated record.
AUGGCCCUAACCAAAGUCAGAUCACUUGGAGAACUGAAGCUCUUGAAGAUCUGUAGAGCAGUGGAGUGCACUGUGGAGAUGGAAAGGGUCACUUCUGCUCAUUUUUCAGUCUUUAGGAUAACUUCAAGCUGUUUGUCUGAAACAAAGGACUUGCGUGGGUCUGAUAUGAAGCUUGGAAGAAAUGUGGCCAGGACGUUCUUGGACUACUACAGGCUGAAUGCCUUGGUGGAGAGACCGCUAGCACCUAUUCCUAAAACUCGGAAAGAAAAACUGCCGCUUUUUAAAUGCACUACCCAGCGGGGCCAAGGGAGCAGCCAUGUUGGCAGGAAGCCAGAGAAGAGGAGCCAGACAAAUCUCAAGGAGCCGUCUCUCUCCACAUGAUGCUAGGAGAGGAGGGCUGGUCUGCGGGGCUGAGGCGAAGGAGCACGUCUGGGUUCUGGAACUGAUAAGGUUUCUCUUUUUUCCCAGACAAGUAUUUCUAAGGUAACAAAUAGGCCAAGGGCGAAAGAGGGAGAGGGAAAUUAGCUAGAAAUUUUACUAUUGAUUCUUUUUUAUUUAUAGAUGGUAAAUCAAUUUCAGGCCCUUUUUUUUUUUUUUUUUUGGCUCAUCUCUGGGAAAAAGAGCAACCCAAUGGAUUUACAGAAAUCAUUUGCUGUGGCUGAAAAGCUAUUUGUUAAAACGAGAAAGCCUCGCCUUCCUUCACCAGCCCCUCUCUCUCUUUAAAGGGGUAAUCCAUACGGUGAGCCAACGAGGGACUCCUUGCUCCCCUGCUGCACCAUGUGUUGUCUCUCCUUUCAGUGUCAGGCUCAGAAGCUUUUAUGCCAAUUGCAUGUGCUAGUCCAGUUAGCUUGCAUUAAGAGAGCCUGAUAAAUAGCUUGUGGGAGUUAGGCAGGUGGUCCUUAGCGUGCUGUUUAUCAUCCACUGCAUGGUUAGUUUUUUGCUCUUCUAUCAAAUCAUUUGAGGAACGAGGUCAUACAAGGAAUGUUACUGAUGUCACCUGUCGUGCUGCAGGCAUGAAACUCACACCAAGACCUGUCCAACAGGCAGAAACCUUGGUCCUCUGGCAACGGCUGGCUGGGGCCCAACAGAUUUACCACUGAGGCAACGUGGGCUGGGGUAACACCAAAAGGGAUGAACCAAAAGUAUCAUGCUACUACUGCAAGAAAGCCCAGGUAAAGCCUUGCAGCCUUCUCAUUAGAUGGCCAGCACAUGAAACGUCUGCUCAAAGCCACUGUCACAAGGCAUCUCCCGGUCUUGUGUGAUUAAUAGGAAAUACCUUCCAGUGAUGUGGAUUUGAUGCUGUAGGCCAGUGGUUCUCAAACUGGAAAGCGAAAGAGGGUGACCCUGAGGGAGAGUGGGAGAGUCUCCCAGGCAAUGGGAAGGGAGAAGGCACUUAAAAGUGCCCCAGGCCCAUCAGAAAACUCUGGAAGCAAUUUCUCUUGACUUUCUUGUAGUAUGAGUUGAGCUGCAGCAGUGGCUUGGAGGAGAGAUGUGCUAAGCCCCACUGGAUGGAGAGGGAAAAGAUGAACCAGAUUGGGGGUGAAGAGAGAUGUGUGAAAUAAGACUGGAUUGGCAUCUCUUAGUGUGGGGUGGCCCUGAAGGCAUAGUAGCCCCUGACACUUAUUUCACUAGUCAGAAAGCAGGGUUGGUUGCUCUUCUGCUCUUUUCCAGGACUUGAGCCCUAUGAUCUAGGAGCAGGACAAAAUUCAGCUGGGUUCUCAAGCUGGGCUGUAUGUGAGAAGAAUGUAUCCUGGGGAGAAAUUAGGAGAUAUGAGAAGAAUUGAGAAUUACAGGCUAAAAUGGACCGUCCAGGCAACUUAAAUUUAUCAUCCUGUGUGGGAAUGCUCACAGGUUCUCCAGCAGUGGAGAACCGCUAAAUCUGGGCAUGACCAACACUGAACCGAGGUUUGAAGAACUGAAAGCAGCUCAGGUUUCAUUUAUGCAUCCAGGAAUCUAACAGACCCUUAUAUGUUCUCAUCUGUCUUUGAAUACCUUUGGCUCAUUCUCACCAUAUCUGUGUCACAAUGGAUGGAAGAGAGCUCUGCAUAAGUUCCUUUGGGCUCUUUUCAAUACUGGAGAAACACAAAGCAAGCGGAGUCAAGGAUAAGGUAUGUGUUCUGUGUGACAGGGCUACAGAAGUCUGUGGAAGGCCCUGAGACAAUACCCAGGCAGACCUCUCAGGAGCUACUCAGUUUCCAUCCAGUUAGCAUUUCUUCAAGCAGAACGAAUGGGCAGCCGCAAGUCAGGGCCUAAAUUUGGCCUUGCAUGCCUCCAAGAAAGGACCAGCUGCUAAGGAUCUGACAGAAUUUGAGCUGGCUGCAUCCAUGUGUUAGCCAGCUAUUAGCUAAGCUUUCAGUAGUUAGUUAGUUUCUCUCUAAUGGGAGGGGGGGGGGGAACUUGAUUGAAAAAAGGAAAAGCUGUCCCACUUGAAGGAGAGUGGUUUAAAACACCUUAGCAAACCUGACGUUGCCAGAAUUUCAAGGUGAGGGGGUUAAACUGUGUGUGUUUUUAUGGAAAAUGAAAUGCCUUAAUACGAUGAAUUCCAAGGCAUCUAAAAGACACAGUACUGGCUUUCUGUCUCCAAAAGCAGAGGAAUGAAUAGCAGAGACAGUGUGAUAAUUAAAAUGACCUCUUGGAGAUAUGGAUUAGAAGGUAUGCAGAAGGGGGAUAAAUUCUCUUUUGAAUUAAUCUAGUGUUAAUUUAUGACUAUCACUGGGUUUUAUAGGGUUUUAGCAGAAGACUUGCAAAGUUGUUUUACUGGGAGAAAUUUUUUUGCAUAUUCAUUGAAAAAAACACUUGCGGAAUUCUUUAUUUAUUUCUGAAUGACUUAAUAUAUACAUACACAUAUGGAGAGAGAAUUUCAGUUAUUUGCUUAGCCCCUAGGGGCUUAGCAGCUAAACUCUAGAAACC